UGCUGUUUACAACAUAGGUUGCAUUACUUGUAUAUCCUUUGUUUGCAUCAUCAGACAUGGAUUCUUGAUUGCAGUCACAGUAGUCUGCCUAUUGCAGAGGUUCAUUACAUUUUCAGUAUUGGGCAUCGAAUUUCCAGGAACUCCUAGAAGUGUGUGUGUAACAAACUAGUCUUUAUGCAAAUUUGCAUCUUUAAAUAUCAACGCCCAGAAGCACUCACUGCACCAUUUCAGAGACAGCUGUUCAGCAGAAUUAGAAUCUCCCCCAUAGAAUAAAAGGUAUCUUUGGCUACAACCAUGAGAACCCUCACUGAUGAAAACACUGCAUUUGCUGUGGAACUUCUGAAAAUACUGUUGAAAAACAAUCAGGAGGGAAACAUCUUCUGUUCCCCACUGAGUAUCUCCGCAGCUCUGAGCAUGGUCCUUCUGGGUGCCAGAGGGAACACUGCUAAACAGAUGGAAAAGGUCCUUCACUUCACUGAGAUCACUGGAUCUGGAAGUUCUAAGGAUAUUCCUGUGACUGGGGCACAGUGUGACACCUCUGGAGGACCUCAUGAACAGUUCAAGGCACUCUUAUCUGCCAUCAACCAACCUACCAAAGAUUAUGCUCUGAGUAUUGCCAACAGACUGUAUGGAUCAAACAGUUAUGAGUUCUUGGAGCAAUACUUACAUUCCACGAAGGAGCUCUACCAUGCUGAGUUGGAAAGAGUUGACUUUAGGAAUGCAGCAGAAGAAGUUAGAAAGGAGAUUAACUCUUGGGUUGAAAGCCAGACAAAUGGUAAAAUCAAGGAUCUCUUUGCUAGUGGGAGUAUUUCCCAAGAUGCCGUCUUGAUCUUAGUGAAUGCCAUAUACUUCAAAGGAAAGUGGAAGAUGCAAUUUGACCCAAAGAAUACACAUGAAGCACCAUUUUGGACUAGCAAGAAUCAGAGUAAACAAGUGCAGAUGAUGUUCCUGGAAGACGAAUUUAAUCUGGCUAAAAUAAAAAACCCACCUUUGCAAGUCCUUGAGCUUCCUUAUCAUCAGAAUGAACUGAGUAUGCUCAUUCUUCUGCCAGAUAACAAAGAAUCUCCAGAUGAGCUUGAAAGAGAAAUCACUUAUGUGAAGCUGAAAGAAUGGACCAGUUCAGCAAAUAUGAAGAAACAAAAAUUGAGAGUUUUCAUACCAAAGUUCAAACUGGAAGAAAAAUAUGAACUCGUACCAAUUUUAGAAGCCAUGGGAAUGACUGAUGUGUUUCAAUUUGGAAAGGCUGACUUAUCAGGAAUGUCAAAAAAUCAGGAUCAUAAUCUGAAUGUGUCCAAAGUCAUUCAUAAAGCUUAUGUUGAUGUCAAUGAAGAGGGCACAGAAGCAGCCGCUGCUACUGGUAUAGAAGUGGUUCCAGUAAGUAUAGAAAUUCUUCCAGAGUUUAGAGUUGACCAUGCUAUGAUUUUUUUCAUAAGACAUAAUAAAACUGGGAGCAUCCUGUUUGGUGGCAGAUAUUCCUCACCAUGAUGAUCACCAGAUGCUGAAAUCACAACAAGCAACUUUAUCUUGGUGGUGCACUGAAAAUGUUAAGAGUUCUGGAAGAAACAAAUAUACUCCAAAUGCAAUGUUCUACUUGACUAACAUAGCAAGACUUUCAUCUCUUAAGUACAGUAGAGUCUCACUUAUCCAACACUCGCUUAUCCAACAUUCUGGAUUAUCCAACACAUUUUUGUAGUCAAUGCUUUCAACAUAUCGUGAUAUUUUGGUGCUAAAUUCAUAAAUACAGUAAUUACUACAUAGCAUUACUGCAUAUUGAACUACUUUUUCUGCCAAAUUUGUUGUCUAACAUGAUGUUUUGGUGCUUCAUUUAUAAAAUCAUAACCUAAUUUGAUGUUUAAUAGGCUUUUCCUUAAUGCCUCCUUAUUAUCCAACAUAUUUGCUUAUCUAACAUUCUGCUGGCCCGUUUAUGUUGGAUAAGUGAGACUCUACUGUAAUUACAAAACUUUAGGUUUUUUACAUACAUAGGCAAAUGCAUCUGAAAACAUCAUGUGUGUAGUGUGCUUCUCUCCCAUAUCUUCUGAUUUUCUUAUCACUUCUCAAAAACUCUUUUGAAGCAUUAAAUAAAUAAAUAAAUAAAUUUAACAAAAUAAAACACUUCAUGCCUCUCUGUAAAAAUUGCUAUAAAAACAGUAGUAAAA
Anolis carolinensis (green anole) is the source of this 2156-nucleotide messenger RNA. Its product is annotated as serpin B4. Bases 295 to 1485 code for a protein of 396 amino acids. The transcript has 8 exons. The record is from RefSeq and is a predicted model, not a curated record. Gene Ontology annotation, molecular function: serine-type endopeptidase inhibitor activity. Gene Ontology annotation, biological process: negative regulation of endopeptidase activity. Lineage: Eukaryota; Metazoa; Chordata; Lepidosauria; Squamata; Anolidae.